Messenger RNA from Rattus norvegicus (Norway rat), 2936 nucleotides. RefSeq names its product poly(rC) binding protein 3 (gene Pcbp3). The record is from RefSeq and is a predicted model, not a curated record. Gene Ontology annotation, cellular component: cytoplasm. NCBI's taxonomy places the organism in Eukaryota, Metazoa, Chordata, Mammalia, Rodentia, Muridae. Gene Ontology annotation, molecular function: nucleic acid binding; RNA binding.
GACAAUCAGAUGAAAGAGUUUAGUUAAUUGACACAAAAUAGAGCAGGACACUUUCGGGGAAAGGAGCACAAAGACGAUAACAAUUUGACAUAUUUUCCAACAGCCACUACCACAGCCAGUUCUUCCAUUGGCCUUGAAUCAUUUGUGGACAGGUGUGCAGGCUCAGAACUGGACACAAGUUCUGCAAUCUGGGCUGUGUUGGCUAUCAAAAGCUCCCAGGCAGAGAGAGGGGCACCCUGUGAAGGACUGCGGUCAACGGAUAAGGCCCACACAAUCGCGAAGGGCUGUGGGUCCAACUGACCGCCACGGAAUAUCAGCGCGCGCGCGAGACUGGGUGUCUACAGUCUCCCGCUAGCCGCGUGUGCCAAACACUUGCAGGCAAUCAUACUGGAGAUGCAGGCCCCGCAGCCAUCUCACAGCCAAGCAUCCACUCCCUUCCCUCUAGCCUUCUGGAGGCUCCGCCCCAGGCCUGGUCUAGGCCCCGCCCCAUUCUGCUCACGCCCAGGCCCCGCCCCAUCCUGUCCCCGCCCCCGCCAGUUGACUAACCUUCCCAGAAGCCCCGCCUCCUCCCAGCCCCAGAGUGGGGCCCCGCCCAACCCUAACCGCCCUUCGACGCUAAACGGCUUCUAGCCGGAGAGCUUCCCGCGCUCUAAUUGGCCGUGUUGGUCACCGUUCCGCAGUUCGAUUGGCUCCCGGCGCCCGCUUUCUCAGGCCCUGCCCUUGGGCGGAGGCGGGGCCAGAGGCGGCGGGCUGCGCGGGAGUGGCUGGCUGUGCGGAGGGGGCGGGUCCUCGCCGCGCGCAGUGCUCGGGCCAGAGCUCGAGGCGCUGCUUACCGUCGCCUGAGCUAGGAGACGCCGUGGCCGCCGCUGGGUCGCCUCGGGCUUCGCGUCGCGCCGUGUCUGCCUCCUCUGCCCCACCCGAUCGGCAGCACAGGCUCUACCUAGUCCGCGGCCUCCCUGUCCGCGGCGGGGCAGGUGGUUUUGCUGAGGUGAACUCCUGCCCUGCCUUCUGGUAGCUGCUGCCUCCUGACCCUGAGCUCUCGGCGAACCUGGGAAGGGGAUGAGAAUAGGGUAGGUGAGCUCCAGCCAAGCCAGCCCUGCCAGAGACCUCCAGUUUUGGUGGAUGGUGCUCUGAGCCACAGUGCACUUGAGCGUUUGGAUCUAUGGACCUGCUUUGAACCAUAGAGCCUGCCUAUGGGGGAAGGUGACGCCAUCUGGGCCCCAUCCAUCCUUCCUCACAGUACCCUCAGCACCUUAAGCCACCACCCUGAGCUACAUUUUGGAGGGAAGAUGGAAUCUAAGGUCUCGGAAGGUGGCCUGAACGUAACCCUGACCAUCCGCCUCCUGAUGCAUGGAAAGGAAGUUGGAAGCAUCAUCGGGAAGAAAGGAGAAACAGUAAAGAAGAUGCGUGAAGAGAGUGGCGCCAGGAUCAACAUCUCAGAGGGAAACUGCCCAGAGAGAAUCGUCACCAUCACAGGCCCAACGGACGCCAUCUUCAAGGCCUUUGCUAUGAUUGCAUACAAGUUUGAGGAGGACAUCAUUAAUUCCAUGAGCAACAGCCCUGCCACCAGCAAGCCCCCCGUGACACUGCGACUAGUGGUCCCUGCCAGCCAGUGUGGGUCCCUGAUCGGCAAAGGUGGCUCCAAGAUCAAGGAGAUCCGGGAGUCCACAGGUGCUCAGGUCCAGGUGGCAGGUGACAUGCUGCCCAACUCCACGGAGCGGGCGGUGACUAUCUCAGGGACCCCGGACGCCAUCAUCCAGUGUGUGAAACAGAUCUGUGUGGUCAUGCUGGAGUCCCCACCGAAAGGUGCCACCAUUCCCUACCGCCCAAAGCCCGCCUCCACCCCUGUCAUUUUUGCAGGUGGUCAGGCCUACACAAUCCAGGGACAGUACGCCAUCCCCCACCCAGAUUUGACCAAGCUCCACCAGUUGGCCAUGCAGCAAACCCCCUUUCCUCCCCUCGGACAGACCAACCCCGCUUUCCCCGGAGAAAAGCUGCCUUUACACUCCUCCGAAGAAGCUCAAAAUCUGAUGGGCCAGUCGUCAGGUCUGGAUGCCAGCCCACCGGCCAGCACUCAUGAACUCACCAUUCCCAAUGAUCUUAUAGGCUGCAUAAUUGGACGCCAAGGCACCAAAAUCAAUGAAAUCCGACAGAUGUCUGGAGCUCAGAUCAAAAUCGCCAACGCCACUGAAGGGUCAUCAGAGCGCCAGAUUACCAUCACAGGGACCCCAGCCAACAUCAGCCUCGCCCAGUAUCUCAUCAACGCUAGGCUGACGUCUGAGGUCACUGGGAUGGGUGCGCUCUAACCUCCCCGAGAUCCUCCACUGCACACAUCGGAUGGCUCCAGCCCGCAGCCUCACCAGCUGACACACUGUACAGACUGCCUGUCCUUCCUUGCAGAUAUGACUAGAGCGUUUUCUUUACAGACAGGUGAUAGUGCGUGUCUGCCCACUCAGGCCCUGUGCGCUCCGUGUUAGUGUAGCCUCCACGCAUUGGCAUGCAGCUCUUUACUUUAAUGCUCAACGUAUUCCCAAAUGUGAUGUUUCAGAGAUGUAUUCCUCAGUAUCCAUGUGACUACCUGUUUAAAAGUUGGUUUGAUGCUUUAACAGCACUUCCCAUGUCCUGCUGCCCCUUGUUCUCAGAGACCCUCCUCUCCCACCCGGUCUACUGACUCAUUGCCACCCUAGAUUGUCCACAGGGAUCAGAGGUACUUUUCUUGUAACCUGCAGGGAGUGUCUGGAAGAGGAGGGACUUGGGGAGUAUCUAAGGAGCAGGGUGGAGUGCCAGAGGGUGGGGUGGGACCCUGGCUUCACUGGGAUAUCUCGGGGAGGGGGCGCUUGGGGCCCCCAGGUGUCUUCCAAAAUGGCUAAGAACAAGGACUUGCCAGAAAGUUCAUCUGCACCCAUCAGAGUUUAAUAAAUGUCGUGUUCCUCUCC